Molecule: messenger RNA, 906 nt
Organism: Staurois parvus
Lineage: Eukaryota; Metazoa; Chordata; Amphibia; Anura; Ranidae
Source: the annotation of a GenBank genome assembly
AUGAUUUCACUCAUGGUUCUGAUUUGGGUUUUUCCAUGUGUAGCCAAUAACCAGCUCACCAGUUCUGCUAAAGGAGAGUUACCUUAUUCCAAAGACAACUCUGAGCUUCUCUGCAGCAUGCCAGGACCUCCCGGACCACCUGGAGUUCCAGGUCAUCCUGGAUCCACAGGCACUAUUGGAAGAAUGGGCUUUCCAGGGAAAGAUGGCAAAGAUGGAAAGGAUGGAGAUAAAGGAGAAAAAGGAGAUGAUGGUACUCCUGGCAGAGUUGGAAAUCCAGGAAAACAAGGUGGUAAGGGUAAGCAGGGAUCCAUUGGACGAGCUGGCCUAAGAGGUCCAAAAGGUUUUCGAGGUGAUCUUGGGACACCAGGUGAAACAGGAAAUAAGGGACCAAAAGGAAAGAAAGGAGAUACAGGGAUGCCUGGACCGUGUACUUGCGGCUCAAAAAAAGCAAAGUCAGCAUUUUCUGUUGCCGUCACAAAAAGCUACCCCAGAGAACGGCUACCUAUUAAGUUUGAUAAAGUUCUUAUGAAUGAAGGAGGACACUACAAUGCCACAAGUGGGAAAUAUAUAUGUAGCAUACCUGGUAUUUAUUUCUUCACAUACGACAUCACCCUAGCAAACAAGCAUUUGGCUAUAGGACUAGUUCACAAUGGUCAAUACAAAAUCAAGACUUUUGAUGCCAACACUGGGAACCAUGACAUAGCAUCAGGGUCUACCAUUCUUCCUUUGAAAGCUAGAGAUGAAGUGUGGCUACAGAUUUUUUACUCUGAACAGAAUGGACUUUUUUAUGAUCCAUACUGGACAGACAGUUUGUUUACUGGUUUCCUCAUCUAUCCAGAGCAAGAAUAUGUUGAUGAGAUAAAAGUUAAUAAGAACAUGAUCAAGGAAACAACAGGUGUGAGUUGA